Messenger RNA from Amphimedon queenslandica, 1329 nucleotides. RefSeq lists its product as uncharacterized. Lineage: Eukaryota; Metazoa; Porifera; Demospongiae; Haplosclerida; Niphatidae. The transcript has a single exon. The record is from RefSeq and is a predicted model, not a curated record. Gene Ontology annotation, molecular function: nucleic acid binding; zinc ion binding. Bases 1 to 1329 code for a protein of 442 amino acids.
AUGGGACCAGUGGAUUAUUCACUUUGCAAAUUUGCGACUGUUAAUGAAUGGGAUGAUGGAAAGAAGUUGGCCUUCCUUACAGUGCGACUGCUGGGCUGUGCUCUGUCUGUAUUUCAGAGACUCCCAGACGACAAGAAGGACACCUACGAUCAUGCCAUGGCUGCUCUGAAAGAGUAUUUUGACUCACCUGGCAAGCUUGAUUUGUAUCUGACCGAGUUAUCUACGAGAAAGCGUGGUCAUAUGGAGUCAUGGGUUGACUACAGUGAAGUAUUAAGGAAUUUGGCUGAGAAGGCCUACCCUGACCUAGACAAAUCAGCUACUGAACAUAUUGCAUUGACACAAUUUUUAGCUACAAUUACUGAAAGCCAAGUGGCUUUUGCUGUGAAACAAAAGAUGCCAAGAAUCCUGGAUGAAGCUGUGACUAUGGUCAUGCAGACUGAGGCUCAUUUCACUACUACUCGUAUCGACUCAACUAGUGCAGCUGCAGUGGUAGCUACAGCUUCAACAUCAGCAUAUGAGAAGCUCAUUGAUGCAGUCAAAAUUUUGACAGGAAGACUACAGAAGCUGGAAGCGAAGCUAGCUGCCAGCAACAGACCUUUGACGUCACAAAACAAACCACAAAGACCACCUCCAAGGAGGGAUCCACAGUCCAUUGUAUGUUUUAAUUGUCAACAGCCUGGUCAUUUAGCUAGAGGUUGUUUGGCUCCUAAGAAACAAGGAAACGGGAAACCCUCAGCCCAGGAAAGCAAGGGUUGCAGGACUGAGAGUAUUACAAUGGCCCUAGAUGAACAAUGUACAUCCCUUGCAUUUGCUCUUUCAUCUGUCAACCCUUCUCUUACAUUUCAUGUCCCUGUCUUCAUUUGUGGUUUUGAAUGCUCAUUUUUAGUUGAUACUUGUGCUGCUGUUACCUUGAUAGCAUCUAUUUGGGAAAGGUACUGUGCUUCUUCAUUCAAGUUAUUAGAAGAAGUGCCACACCAGUUAGUCAAUGUCACAGAUAACCCCUUGCAAGUUCAAGGAUCAGCUCAGUUAAUACUAACUAUAGGUGAGAACUCCUUUCAUACUAUAGUUACAAUUGUGGAUCACCUUGCAGAACAUGACAUUAUUGGUUUGGAUUUCCUGAGAACACAUUCGUGUACCUUCGAUUGCAAAUCUGAAGUUCUACACUUUCCUGUGAUGCAGCAAACCAUACCAUUACAGUCUGAAGGAUCAGAUGUCACAAUACAAGCAGUACUUGAGAGCACUGUUAAGGUACCACCACAAUCGGAAGUGGAAGUUUUUGUACUGGCAAACAAUUUUGAACAAAAAAGGGAAGGGGUACAUGGUUGCUAG